Bursaphelenchus xylophilus (pine wood nematode) is the source of this 2465-nucleotide messenger RNA. NCBI's taxonomy places the organism in Eukaryota, Metazoa, Nematoda, Chromadorea, Rhabditida, Aphelenchoididae. The record is from the annotation of a GenBank genome assembly.
AUGAUUGUUCGAAAUUUUCAGUUUUCACAAUGCUCUUUCAAAGUAAGUAACCAACUCUCCUCCCCCAAUUUUAUUUGUUGUUAUAGAGAUUUUUAUCGACAUCUAUCAGGGACAUUCGGAACAUCGGGAUCAUCGCUCACAUUGAUGCUGGAAAGACCACAGUUACCGAGAGAAUACUGUAUCUCUGCGGAACUACGAAAUAUGUUGGAGAUGUCGACAAGGGAAACACUGUCACCGAUUUUAUGGACAUGGAGCGAGAAAGAGGUUUGUCUGAUUUUUUUAUCAAUUUUAUAUUGUUUAGGUAUCACAAUCCAAUCAGCGGCGGUUACAACAUUCUACAAAGACAAAAGAAUAAAUUUAAUUGAUACUCCAGGCCAUGUAGAUUUUACUUUCGAGGUGGAAAGAAGUGUCCGGAUUCUGGAUGGAGUGGUUGUUGUCCUUGAUGGAUCCGCUGGUGUUCAAGCACAAACGUUGACGGUAUGGAAACAGGCGUCAAGGAACAAAUUGCCAAGUGUUUUCUUUGUAAACAAAAUGGACAAGCCUAAUGCUGAUUAUUCAAUGUCAAUCGACUCCAUUCAGCAAAAACUUGGAAUUGCAGGUAUCAUGGUUAAUAUAAUAUAUACGCAGAAAUUUCAGUGGCCCCAUUGGUCGUUCCGUUUUUCAAGGAAGAGAAGCUUGUUGGAUUUCUAAAUGUUCUCGAAAGUACCGUGUUGUUGAUUGGUUCCACUAAUUGGGAGCCCAUAAAGGUAAUCACUUUUAAUGAAAUUAUUCCUUUCCUUUUUUAGACACAAUCUUUGGAAUUUGACCUCCUGCUCCAAGGAAGACAACAGUUGUUUGAGAUCAUCGCUGAGCACGAUGACAGGUUCGCCGAUAAAUUCUUGUCCACUGAGGACACCAGCAAGAUCGCGACUUCAAAUGUGAUCUCCGCCCUCAGGCGGUGCACAUUGUCGACCAAAUUGGCCGCUCUUUCAAGCGGAACUGCCUUGAGAAGCACUGAAUCGGUGUUGCCGUUGUUGGAUAUGAUUGUGGACUAUCUUCCUUCGCCAGAUCUUAUGGUUAACGAAAUCCCCGAGUACAUCUCAACUUGUGGACUCGUUUUCAAGGUACGUCGAAAUUUUAUGCAUUUUUUGAAAAAUGUUUUUAGGUGGGCCAUGACAAAAGAAAGGGCCAGCUCAACUUUGUCCGAAUUUACAAAGGAGAACUUGCUCCCAAUCAGCCGGUCAAUCUGAAUAAUGUGGCCAAAGAAGUUGUCCACACUCACACACAUCAACUGUUCAUUCCAUUCAGCGAUGACCUGGAACCCGUGCAAAAAGUCGAGGCAGGGAAUAUUGCAGUCAUCGCUGGCUUGGAGGGCGCUGUAACCGGGGAUACUGUAACAGAAUCAAGACGGGGCGAUCCCUUUAUUCUCCAUGGCAUCCAGUAUCCAGAGCCGGCCUUCUUUUGCUCGGUGGAACCUCCGAACAUCGGGAUGGCGGUGAAAAUGGAAAAGGCGCUCGAAGAAUUGUGCAUCGAAGACCCUUCUUUUCGAGUCAGAACGGAUUCGGAAUCGGGCCAAAUGAUCGUCGAGAGUAUGGGCGAGUUACAUAUUGAAGUGUUGAAGCAUCGCCUGAAGAAAGAGUACGGGCUGGACGUUUUCUUGGGCAAAAUGAGGGUAAGAAUUGAGUGUUAUCUAGGUACUUUUCUGUCCAAUCUCUACUUUAAUUAUUUUUUUUAUUUUUGUAGGUGAAUUUCAAAGAAGUUCCUCAUAGUACAAGUGAAGUGUCGGCUACAGUUGAAGACACUCUCGACCAGAAAACCCAAUGGUGCACCUUGAAGAUUGAAUUGGAGCCCGUCUCUGUUUCAACACCGUUCAAGAAGGUGGCUAACUAUGCUUAAUAUAAGAUUUUUUAGGCGGAAAUUGCUCUGGAAGAAGAAGAUGCCCCUUUCAUCAAGCGCGAAUGGCUUAAUGCCAUCAAUGAAGGUGUUAAGAACGCUCUCUUCAAUGGCCCCGUUCUCGGAUAUCCAGUCCAGGGAGUCGGCAUAAAGAUUCGGUAUGUUUUGGUUAAGACUUUAUGUAGUUGUGUACGGUGGUUUGACAUUGUUCUGUCUCCAGACGUCUUGAUGUGAGUGGGGGUCGCAUCAACACCGCCUUGCUGAGCGCUUGUGCCAGUGAAGCGGUCUCCAAAGCACUGAAAGAGAGCGGAACUUUCCUCGUGGAACCAUUAAUGGACCUCGAAGUGGAAGUAAUCGGCCAAAAGGAGGGAAUAAUCUCGUCCAUCAUCAAUGAACUGACCAGAAGAAGAGCCGAGAUUUUGGAUUCUUCUGCCACAGGCGUGAAAGCGAGACUUCCUCUGAGCGAGAGCGAUGGUCUGGCUCGCUCUCUGAGGUCAGUCUCGUCCGGUCUCUCCACUUUCCACAUGAAGUUUAAGGAGUAUCAGCAGGUUGCGGGCGAUAGAAUCUCAGCCUUGAGGGCUGAGAAUGCUUAG